UGCUGACUCAGCUUGACCUAGCAAAACUUUCCCUUCCGUGCUCUUCUUCCUCUGCUUUUUCUUGCGGAAAAAAAAAAUCAGCUCCCACCCAACAACGCUAAUUUACUCUCUCUCUCUCUCUCUCUCUCUCUCUACUGCAAAAGAAAAUCCAUCGCUGUUACUCAGAGCAGCAUAAGUCGAAAGCUCAGCAUUUCAGCUGUUUGCCCUAAACUGAAAGCAUGGACCACCUUACCAAUGCGUUUUCUGUGCUAGAGCUAGAUGCUGAAGAUAUUCAAGUUGACGCUUUUACUUCCUCCUCCAUUGCUAAACCAUUCACUGCAAAUAAUGCAGGGAAUAAUAGGAGCAAUGAGAAUGAGUCUGCGUCUACUUUGAUGGUUAGAAAUGGAAGACAGAAUGAAAAAGAUCUAGUCACAUGCUCAGUGGAGUACAAUAUGCCUCUUGUUUGGAUUGACAUGGAAAUGACUGGCUUGAAUAUCGAAGUUGAUAGAGUACUAGAGAUUGCUUGUAUAAUUACAGAUGGCAAUUUGACUAAAUCAGUGGAGGGUCCAGAUUUGGUUAUCCAUCAGAGUAAAGAGUGCUUAGAGCAGAUGGGAGAAUGGUGUCAAAGUCAUCAUGCAGCUAGUGGUUUGACAGAGAAAGUACUUCAAAGUACAGUGAGCGAAAGAGAAGCUGAAACUCAGGUAAUAGAAUUUGUGAAGAGACACGUCGGUACAUAUACGCCUCUUUUGGCAGGAAACUCGGUCUAUGUGGAUUUCUUAUUUCUGAAGAAAUACAUGCCAGAUUUGGCUAGUCUCUUCUCUCAUGUUGUUGUAGAUGUUAGCAGUGUUAAGGCUUUGUGCAUCCGCUGGUAUCCCAGAGAUCAUAAGAAAGCCCCAUCAAAGGAGAAUAAACAUAGGGCGAUGGAUGACAUUAGAGAAAGCAUCAGGGAGCUCAAAUACUACAAGGAAAAUAUCUUUAAGGCAAAAUCCAAGAAGUGAUCUGCAAAGCUGAAUUCUAUUAUUUCUUUUGGUAUAGCAGGCGCUACUCAUUUCUAUGCAAAGGCGGGUUCAAUUUUGGUUAGGAUCUCAGAUUUUAAUUGCUAGUGAUGCAGAAUUUGAAUUUGGUUCCAACAAGCUGAAAUUCCUGCUUUGCAUGAAUUAUACAUAAAUAUUUUAGGAGAAUAGGUUCACACCGUGUAAAAUAUAUGCCAAUUAACACUUUAUUAUACAUGUACAAUUAUGCAAGCUUUAUUA
This is a messenger RNA of Ricinus communis (castor bean), 1232 nucleotides long. RefSeq names its product oligoribonuclease. The record is from RefSeq and is a predicted model, not a curated record. The coding region runs from base 219 to 977 and encodes 252 amino acids. Lineage: Eukaryota; Viridiplantae; Streptophyta; Magnoliopsida; Malpighiales; Euphorbiaceae. Gene Ontology annotation, cellular component: mitochondrion. The transcript is spliced from 9 exons. Gene Ontology annotation, molecular function: nucleic acid binding; 3'-5'-RNA exonuclease activity.